Penicillium maclennaniae is the source of this 1164-nucleotide messenger RNA. RefSeq lists its product as uncharacterized. The record is from RefSeq and is a predicted model, not a curated record. NCBI's taxonomy places the organism in Eukaryota, Fungi, Ascomycota, Eurotiomycetes, Eurotiales, Aspergillaceae. The transcript is spliced from 4 exons. Gene Ontology annotation, molecular function: O-methyltransferase activity. The coding region runs from base 1 to 1164 and encodes 387 amino acids.
AUGACGGUCAAAUCCCCAUUGUACGCAAUGAUCAAUCGGCUAGGUCAAUUGGCACUGCAGGACGGCUCCGACCCGUCUGGCCAGACCCACUCCGACUUGCUUCGAAUAAUCGACCAGUUGAGGUUGGCCGUGGAAACCCCAACGGAAUCCGUCUUGCGUUUGAUCUAUCAGCCUCCGCAAAAUGCUGCACUUCGCGCGGUCAUGGACCUGAAUAUCUUUCCUCUCCUGUUUGAGAAACAGUACCGAGAGGAGGGUAUCUCGGCAGCACAAAUUGAGAAGUCCACCGGCGCUGAGAAGGAUCUUAUCGUCCGGUUAAUGCGCGUCAUGGUGUCUUUGGGCCUUUGCAUCACCUUGGGACCCGAGAUGUACCGAGCCAACGACAAGACUUUGGCUUUGACCCAGCCUGUUGGCCGCGACGGAGUCCCAUGCAUAUACGACCUCACGGUCCCAACCCUGAGCAAACUGCCCGAGUACUUGCGAGUACACCAGUACGCCAAUCCUCAGGAGUAUGCGCACUCUCCGAUGCAGUGGGCUGUUGGCCAGAGCCAGUUCGAAUGGUUGGCCAGUAACAAGAAGCAGCAAACCCUAUUCAACUCGUACAUGGCGAGUCGUCGGCAGGGACGGCCGAUGUGGUUUGAUGUGUAUCCGGUAGAUCGCCUGAUGGGGCAUGCCGUACCCUGUGAGGACACAAUAUUCCUGGUAGACGUUGGCGGCAAUCAGGGCCACGACUUGAGUAUGUUCCGACAGAAGUACCGUCAUCUUCCUGGAAAGCUGGUUCUGCAGGACUUGCCCGAAGUGCUGAACGGAGUGUCGGGUGGCGACGGUAUCCAAGUAAUGAGUUACAGCUUCAUGGAGCCCCAACCUGUUCAGGGUGCUCGAGUGUACUAUUUCCGCUCCAUCUUCCACGAUUGGCCUGAUCGUAUCUGUCAGCAGAUUUUGUGCAACACGAUGUCUGCGAUGGCUCCGGAUUACUCUCGAAUCCUGAUUGUCGACUUUGUCCUUCCAGACACUGAUACUCCUGUCAUGCAGGCGUCGAUGGAUAUCCAGAUGAUGAGCAUCGGCGCUGGUGUAGAGCGCUCGGAACACCAGUGGCGAGAAUUAUUGCACAGCGUCGGACUGGAAAUUUCAGGAAUAUGGAGCCCGAGUCCCGGGCGGAGUCAGUGA